Gymnodraco acuticeps is the source of this 3872-nucleotide messenger RNA. Its product is annotated as nuclear GTPase SLIP-GC-like. The transcript has 24 exons. NCBI's taxonomy places the organism in Eukaryota, Metazoa, Chordata, Actinopteri, Perciformes, Bathydraconidae. Bases 164 to 2617 code for a protein of 817 amino acids. The record is from RefSeq and is a predicted model, not a curated record. Gene Ontology annotation, molecular function: GTPase activity.
GGUUGGGCAGUUAUUGGGAUACUGAGCGAGAGACUCCUUUAACCUGCUUUUGGCUUCAUAUCAACAGGCUGUACGCUACGGAUUCCAUUCCACUGGAAACUUGAAAGUUCAUGUUUCUGUAAACAUCUACAAGAAAUGCAAAUAGCAGUUGCUAUUCUUAAUCAUGGAUGAUUUUGUUUGCAACAAAUUAACUGAAUGGAAUCUCAGCGAAUGGAUACAAACAUUUAAAGAUCACAAAGUUGACAAGGAAAGUCUUUACUGUCUGGAAGAUCAUCACAUUGCUGCCUUGAUCCCAAUGGUGGGACCACAGUCAAAAUUCAAAAAGAGACUCAAGUUGUUAAAGGAGAAACAAAACACAACAGAUCCGGAAACAUCUGAAUCUUCUGUUGAAGUUCGUCCGUCCACCAGCAAAACAAAUGAUAAAGGAAAGAGGAAGUUGGAUCUCCAGGGUGAGUCCAGCCAAUCACCAGCCAGAAAACGACCACGUGAGGAUAUACAAGGAACAAAAACAGAAGAAGAGAUUCUGUCUGAUGUGAAAUAUAUCAUGAGAUAUGUCCAUCAGAAACUACCUCACCAAGACGACAAGCUCAACAAGUUCCUGAAAAAUAGCAUCAAACAUUUGGAGACAGACAAAAGGGAGGUGGUCGGCGUCUUUGGUAAAACGGGGGCUGGAAAGAGCUCUUUGAUAAAUGCCGUCAUUGGAGAGCAGGAUCUCUUGCCCUCUGGAAGCAUCAGUGCAUGUACCUCAGUGAUGAUUAAAGUGGAGGCUAACAUGCGUAACCCAAAGUAUGAGGCAGAAAUCGAGUUCAUUACAAAAGAGGAGUGGAAAGAGGAGUUGUGGACCUUGUUUAAUUUCCUUGGUGAUAACGAAGAUCAGGAAAAAGAUGAAGAUUAUCAAGACAGUGUUGAAAAGCUGUCAGUGCUGUAUGGAGAAGAAUGGAGAAACAAAUCUCCUGAAAACUUCAUGGAUAAAAAAUACUUCAGAGAAAUUCCUGAAUUUCUCCUUUCCAAGAGUAAGAUUUUGACAAGUGAUACAGCUAAAGAAUUAUCUGCUAAAUUUGUCAAAUACACACGAAGUGAGUCAAAAGAGGAAGAUGCUAAAGACGUGAAGAGGUUGUAUUGGCCACUGGUGAAGUGUGUGACUGUCAGGGUGCCGAAGAAUCGUCUUCUCCAGCACGUCACACUUGUGGAUCUUCCUGGAAACGGGGACCGUAACAAGAGCAGAGACAGGAUGUGGAAAAAGGUUGUUGGAAGUUGUUCUACUGUGUGGAUUGUGACUGAGAUAAAUCGAGCAGCUUCAGAAAAAGAAUCCUGGGAGAUCCUGGAAGAAUCCUGCAGCCUCAUGGGAAAUGGUGGCGAGUGUCAGCAGAUUCAUUUUAUCUGCACCAAGUCUGAUAGUCUUGGACGUUCAGGCAAUCAGUCAGCAGCUGGUGUUCGUGCUCAAAUACUAAAACAAAACGAGCAAGCCAAGAAAAAAGUGAGGGCAGAAUUCAGCAAACUAAAAGAUGUUAAGAAACAAUUCAGUGAGGAAUGUUUCAAGGUUUUCACAGUGAGCUCCAAAGAGUUCAUGAGAAAAAAACGUCUGGAUCCAGAUGACACAGAAAUUCCCAGACUGCAGGAAUUCCUGCAAGAUCUCAAUAACAGUCACUCUGAGACAUUAAACUAUGUGUCUGGAGCUCGCGGGAUUCUCUCUCUGAUUCAGGGAGCCAGCAGCAGAGGAGCGGCUGACAUAAAGAUGGCUGUGUUCAUAGAACUUGAAGAAAACCUGAGUCUUGAACUUGAUAAAGUCAGGGAACCCAUGAAAGAGACCGUUAUGGCUUUUAAAAAAUGCCUCAGUGGGGGGGUUGAAAAAUCAAAAAGUUCAUGUGAAAAAGUCUUAAAGUCGGUCCUUUAUCCUACAAAGAAAGGUGGUGCAUUUCACAUGAUAUUGAAGUGUCUUGUUCAGAAUGGUGGCAUCCACAAAACAAAAAAAGGGAAAUUAAUAAACAUCAAUAUGAAGUUAACUUCAUGUUUGACCGACAGCAUUGACGAGGAAUUUAAGAAGACCUUCCCAAAUGAAGGAAACAGUGGACCAUUCAACGGGGUCAUCAAUGCAUUUUCACUUGGCACAGAGAAGCUGAUGAAAAAGGAGUGCGAAAAUGUCAAACUGCAGCUGACAUUUCUCAAGACAGAGGAAGAAAAAAUGAAAACAAAUCUCAACAAACUCAUCCGUGAGCGUAAGAAAACGAUCUACAGCAGCCUGACAACAACAAUCGAGGAGAAAAUGAAACCAUGCUAUGACAGAGCAAAAGAAAUCAGAGGAGAAGGCACGCUGAAAAAUAUGAGGGAAACUAUUGAAAUGCACGUGCAUGGUUCAAAGAACGACAUGUUUGCUCAGGCUAAAGAUGCCAUGAUGAAACAGCUGAGAGACUUGAUGUUGGAGAUCCUGGAGAAACAGUGUAACAUGAUGCAGAAAUCAAUCGAGCUGUCACUCAAGACAGAUGGUGUCUCCAUCCCAGAUGUAAGUGUGGAGCUUGAGAUGGUAAAGAAAUACUACAAUGAACUGACCGGAAGCCCAGAUGAUGAUGCAAUUCUUUGUAGUGAUUCACCCGGUCAAGCAGCUGCACUGCGUCCAUGAUGUGCAAUGGGUUGAUCAGUGGAGAGUAACAGCAGACGCCUGUUAACCUACCGAGGAUAAAAGACAUGAGGCCUCUGGAUUGGGUCUCAAUCAUUUUUUUAAAGUUCUUAUCUCUGUUGACUUUGAGUGUUUUCUAGUGUUAGCAUAAUGUGCUGCCCUAAUUCAUGUCAUUUAAAAAUCCUAUUUUAAAAAAGCAGUUUGACGAUAAUCUUAUGUUGUUCAGUCUAUUAAGAUAUAUCUCCAUGUCAAUAGCGACCCCCACAUCCACCCCACCCCUGCUUCCGUGUGCAACAGCAUUUUAGUUGUCUGCCAGAAGCUUUCAUAAAUAUGUACUUUUUAAUCCAGUUUUCAGCACACUUUUACUAAACACUUUAAAUCUUGGUCUUUUUUAACGAACAAGCUUUUACCCGAGAUCAGGCAACAGGACUUCUUGGCAGAUUUAUGUCCGAUUCUAGGACGACAAUCAGAGGUUAACACCUUGGUUUGUACCAAUGUUUGGCGAUGUAAGAGGACUUACAGAUAAACUAUGACACUUUAAACUUCCAGAACUGUUUGCUUAGGAGCUAAGGUAACUUUGCAUUAGCUUGUAGCCUCUCUGGCUUGUAUCCAUCAAGGAAACACUGACUUUAAAGUUAAACUGCUUUAUUCAGUGCUGAACCAGCUUUACUCUCUGGGUCAGUUUGUUUUGGAGAGGAGGAGAGACCCCUGGGAACAUGUUGACCAUAAUGACAAACUAUGAGUUGCUAUGCUGUCUUUGAUUUCUUUUGAAUGAGAUCCCCCAGUGAAAAAGUCCUCACUAUGCCCAUGUAUCGGAGAAUAGAUAUUGGAUCUCAGCCACUACUGUGAUGUCACAGAGACGUUUUGCUUUUAAUUAUUUAACAGUUGUAUUUUUAAUAUAUGUAUUUUCCGGUUUUGAAUCUGUUUUUAUUAUGUUUAGAAUUGUUUGAUAAGUUUAGGCUGAAAUUUCAAUGAAUUAAUUAAAUCCUCAACAUUGAUCACAGCACUACUGGAGGGUGAUUUGGAUGUAGACUAGGCUUCUCAAAGAAUGAUUUUGAUCUGUUUUCUCUUAUUUGAAAGCACAAAACUCACUGCAAAUUAAUGGUAUUUGGUGUUUUUCAUUCAUAUUAGGAGAAAUAGAGAAAUCUAGAUGAUGGCUUAUCUGGUUCCUCGUUAUUUACUCUUUUUUUCCACACAAACUUCUUAUUGCAUACAUGUAUUUGAUGUCGUGUACACUCCAAUAAACACAUACAUUUCA